Laccaria bicolor S238N-H82 is the source of this 3030-nucleotide messenger RNA. RefSeq lists its product as uncharacterized. The record is from RefSeq and is a predicted model, not a curated record. The transcript has 3 exons. Lineage: Eukaryota; Fungi; Basidiomycota; Agaricomycetes; Agaricales; Hydnangiaceae. The coding region runs from base 1 to 3030 and encodes 1009 amino acids.
AUGUCCUCGGUUGUUUCGUCCCGCUCCAGACGGGCCAAUGCUCGCCUCUUCACCAUCAUGGACUCAAUAUUCGCAAUCGCUUUCGGGCUCGGUCUCCGCUUCGUCGUCGACGCUGUCAGCCACCACGACUUUAAGCUCACAGGAACUCUCAUCGGUCUAUGGGAGGGCGUCAUUACCCUGCAUUUCGUCAAGAAAAUGCCCUCAUCUUUUGAUCCUUACGUCGCCUAUGGCGUUCGCAUGUUCGUCGAUUUCCUCGUAACAGAGAGCCUUUCCAGGCUUAUCCUCGUCGUCGUAUGGACCGGCCUCGGAAUGGUUCUCGCAGAUAUCACACCAGCUAUUUGGGCGGAUGUAGGCCUUCAUCGCAUUUGGAGGCGUUUUCGCCGUGACCUUUAUACCAUGUCCAGUUAUAUACCCAAAGUCGCUUUUUUCCCUAAAGCGCGCAUAGUCCGAUUCUCACCUUCCCGCCCACCUUCCGUCCUCGAACCCACCAGCGCCCCCGCUACAUCUGCUGCCCCACCACGAACCCGUAGACGACACGUCCCAGGGGACUUUCCAGACUUUAUUUCAGAAGCGGAUACAGACCUGGGAUCGAUUCUAGGCCGUCGCCCUGCAACCACGCUGGACACCUCCAGCGUACCUCGUCCAAGGACUGCACAGUACAGAUACUCAGGCAUACCCAUAAUACCACGCUCCGACGACGGGUCUACAGAUGUUUCCUCUCCCUCCACCCAGAACGACGACCUCGACGACGGGAAUCUCUCCUCCUCCGACUCUUCCUCAACGGAAGUCGACCCAUCCGCGUUCAACCCCUCAGAGAUCCCCGACGAAGAACACGCGGCCGCAGCGCAGGAGGUGGUCAUAGUUGAAGCAAGUCCAGGCGCAGCCGUAGCCGCAGACGAUCAAACCACACCCAAGCAGAAAUACGUCCCAUUUCCGUUCCCUCCAACACCCUCUGACUCUGCCGCCCGGUUCGACUUGCGUAUCCAACCCAACCAACGCGAUCUGGAGCCUGAUUUGCCGGUGCCGCCACACACGGCGGGGCUGGAGCAGAUCCCUGACUUGUCGGAUGAUUGGGAGAAUAUAGCAACGGAGGAAGCGAUCAUGUCUUCUGACGAACGGCCGCCCACUCCACCUGCAAAAGACGAUUUACCAGCUGCGUAUCGGGACAAAGGCAAAUCUCGACUAAAAGUUGAACAUCCUUCCACGUCAACGUCAUCUUCAACGUUAACGUCGCGAGAUUUGGCUCGUGAGUGGGGUGUUCCGAAUCCAAAUGCACAACCCGUGGCCGCGGCUCCGAUCGAGUCGACCCUUCUUCCCUCGACAUUUCUCUCAAGCCCACUUGUUCCUCCUACCGGCGAUCUUAUAAGUCUCGAGAACAACAGCGACCCUUCACCUCCUUAUGAUGACGACUUGUAUGUCAUUGACGAUUUCACGCAUAACGAUAACCCCAACACCAACACCGCGGCGGGACCGUCUCACGUUUCUGCGAGCGGCUAUUUGAACGAGAAACCUCCUUAUGACGACGAGCUGUAUGUUGUCGAUGAUUACGAUAACCCCAACGCCAACGCCGCCGGACCAUCUCACGUUUCUGCGAGCGGCUAUAUGAAUGAGAAAGGUCCUAAUAACGAAACACUUACGAUGCAUACCGAUACCACUGAUGAUAGUGCUGCUGAUGGAGAUGCAAGAGGGGAGUCGUCGACUGUUGUAGUUGACCAUGAGGAGGAGUUUAGGCGUAUGAGGGAAGAGAAUCAGAGGAAGUGGGAUGAGCAGGAGAAGAGGGAGAAGGAGGAGUGGGAGAGGAAGCAGAGGGAAGAAGCGCGACUGGCGGAGGAGGAGAGAAGGAAAGCGGAGGAGGAGAAACAGAGGGCGGAAGCACAACGGGAGGAGGAAGAAAAGAAAUGGAGAGCGGAGGAGGAGGGAAGGAUUGCAGAGGAGGAGAGGCAGAGGGUGGAAGCACAGCGGGAGGAGGACGAAAAGAAAAAGAAAGCGGAGGACGAGAAAAGAAAAGAGGAGCAGGAGAAAAUUCGAUUAGCGAAAGCAGAGGAGGAGAAGAAAAAGAGGGAGACGAGCAACGAGAGAAGGCGGAAGUUGUCGGAGAAGAAGCGUUUAGAUGAUGAGGCGAAAGAAAAGAAGCGUUUGGAAGAACAGGCGAAAGAGGUCGCGAAGCGUUUGGAGGAGGAAGCGAAGAAACAGAUGGAAGAGGAGGAGGCGGCGAAGAAACAGAAGGAAGAAGAGGAUGCGCGACUGGCAGACGAAAAAAAGCCAGCGGAGGAAGAGGCUCUGAAAGAGAAGCAGCGUCUUGCAGAUGAGCAAAGCCAAGAAGCAGCGAGGGAGGCCCUUGCAUCCGGCACAACUGGAGAACAAACCGAGGAACAAACUCAGCAGGCAGGAGGUGCAGACCAAGAAAUCGUGCAUACACCCAAGCAACAAAAGGUUCCCUUUUCCACAUCCCAAGAACCAAGCGCUGAAGACGACAUUGCGGAAUCCGUGAUCACGGAGGCUAGUAUGGCCCCUAAAGAUGCAAAGGAACGCCUAAAGCAAGCAAUUAUUCUCCGUGCUCAGAUGUUCGAAACUGAGAAGGCUAUCGAGGGUCUCAAGGACCAGCCAGAUAAGGAGGACGAGCUGAAAGGUGCAGAAAAGACGCUUAGGAAGAUGGAGAGGAAGGCUAAGCGGAGAUAUGAAUCCGUCAUACCUACCCUCAAGCAGGAAGAGCUUAGCUUGGACCCAUUAGCGCCAAAGGAUGCGGAAAGGAUGUUGGAAGCGACGUUGGAAGCGCUGAUUACGCCAGAGAGUAGGGCUCUCAGUUUGGACAUAACUCUGGGCAAGUCGAAGCUAGGCAGUAAGCAGAGGCCUAACAUUACGAAGGUUCUUGAUGAAUUCCAACUCUUCUCAUACACGACGGCGGAUGCGAGGAACGGGAAAAUACUCCACGUCACGGUUUCUGAUGCGGAUUACUCCACAUGGGUUGCAAAGUACCGACAGGAGGCGUCGAAGCAGGAUGCAGACGACGACGAUGACAUUUGGCGCUAG